Molecule: messenger RNA, 918 nt
Organism: Metarhizium acridum CQMa 102
Lineage: Eukaryota; Fungi; Ascomycota; Sordariomycetes; Hypocreales; Clavicipitaceae
Source: RefSeq, a predicted model, not a curated record
AUGGUCCAAACGCGUAAGCAAAGUCGAGAAAAGGACGAAGCCACAGCGGCCGAUCAAAAGGCUCAAGAUGAAGCGGCUCGCAAUGCGCAAUCGCCGUCGAAGCUGGCGUCUCACCAUCCGUUGGAGAAGAACCACCAUCGCGGCCAAAAACAUGAAAGUGGGGAUGAAAUGGUUUCGGAUUUAAAGUCUGCAAUAAACAAUAAAGCGAGUGAUGGCCAAGGCCUCCAGCAGCAGCUACACCGAAUCUUGAACAAGCACAAGGAAACACCGCUGCAACAGCUGGUUGACGAGAAAUGGCCCGCCAGCAAGAUUGUCAUGGUUCACAUUCUGAAUGCGCUGCUUUCAUCGACGCGCAUUUCGCAUCACAUUGCUUUGGCGACACUGAGAUGUCUUGUUGAUGAGGAUUACCACGAUUUGAAAACCCUGCAUGAGUCCUCCUGGCAGGAGAGGACUGAGAUCCUGACAAACGGAGGAUAUACUCACUAUAGAGAAAGGACUGCUACAUAUCUUGGGGAUCUAGCGGAUCUUAUGAGGCAAAAAUAUGGUAAGAUCUUGUUGCGCCAGUCGGUUCGCGCCUUUCUACACCUCUGCAUUAACCAUGCUAACCAUGCAUAUAAAGACGAUGACGCGUCUAAAAUACUGUCCGCGACGGAACAAGGAGCCAAGUUGCGAAGUAUUUUGACCGGCCGAUUGAAAGAGAUUAAGGGACUCGGCCCGGUUGGGUGUGACAUUUUUCUCGCCACGGUUCAGGGCUUCUGCCCAAAUGUCGCACCGUACCUGGACCGGCGAAAUCUCGACAUGGCCAAGAAAAUCGGCUUGACGGACGAUUUGGAGGCAAUUUUUGAGGCACUGCGAUCAAGUCCUAUGGAUAUGGCGAGGCUUGAAGAAGCGCUUACAAGUGAGAGAUUGGACCGUUAG